Messenger RNA from Chanos chanos (milkfish), 3270 nucleotides. It is a transcript of the gene cebpz, whose product is annotated as CCAAT enhancer binding protein zeta. Lineage: Eukaryota; Metazoa; Chordata; Actinopteri; Gonorynchiformes; Chanidae. The record is from RefSeq and is a predicted model, not a curated record. Gene Ontology annotation, cellular component: nucleus. The transcript has 16 exons. Bases 40 to 3213 code for a protein of 1057 amino acids.
GCUCCAAGAGGCAAACAGCGUAAGUUGGAAACAGAAAAAAUGGAUGAAACUAACGAAGGAGAAUUUGAAAAUGACAACGACGAGGCAGAGGAAAAUUCAGAUGACGGAAAAGCAAAAGAUGAGGAAGAAUUUACCUUGGACGAUGUGUUGCGUUUGGGAGGGACAAAGGCGGACUAUGUCAUGCUCACCAGCAUUGGUGACCCUGAUGAGAUGGUGAAUGGUGGAAAGAAAGGAGCGAUUGAUGACCUGGAAGAAGGAGAACUGGAAAAGUACAUCACUACAUUGGGAAUACGUGCCUAUUCAGGACAACAGAUUGUUCCGGAUGAAGAAGCUGAGGAAGCGUCCACGAGUAAGAAAAAAGAGAAGAAAAAGAAAGAUGAGGGAGAAACAGAGACACAGUCCGAGAAACAGGGAUGUGACACAACAGCUGCAGCACCCUGUGCAAACGACAGCAAGAACAAGGCAAAAAAGCCCAAAGAAUUGUCCAGCGGUUCCGGAAAGAAGGCCAAGCAGAACGUCAACCUCUUUGAGUUUCAUCCUCGGCAGGUUCUGCUGAUAAAACCUGGAGGAAAGUGGUUCGACAUGGAGUACACGUCGGAGAACGACACCGUCCCCCAAGAUCAGUCUCUGGUGUCCCAGUACAAGGCUUUGGCUCAGAAACUGUAUGAAGCAGAAACGGCGCUCUACAAGAACAAGAAGACCCUUCAGAAGGGGGCCAACUCAGCCUGGAUGAAAACGGUGGUGUCCAAGGGUACUUUGGCUGACAGGAUGGCCGCUAUGACCGUUCUUAUCCAGGACGCCCCGGUGCACUGUCUGGAACACGUUGAGAACCUGGUCUCUCUUAUGAAGAAGAAAGGCAGUCGCAGGCAGAGCCUGAUGGCUUUGGACACGCUCCGCGAGCUGUUCAUGUCGGAUCUGCUCCCAGAACAUCGGAAGCUCAGGACCUUCGCCCAGCGUCCGUUCGAUCGGUUAGAGGAGAAGGCCAGCGGAAACAAGGACGCCCGCGACCGGAGGCUCGUCCUUUGGUACUUUGAGCAUCGGCUGAAGCACCAGGUGGCCGAGUUCACGGCCGCUCUGGACACCAUGGCCCACGACACCGUCCAGGCCACCAAGACCAAGGCCCUGACCGCGGCCCACGAGCUCCUGUGCGGCCGGCCCGAGCAGGAGAGGGCUCUUCUCAUCCAAGUGGUCAACAAACUCGGCGAUCCCGAGUACAAAGUGGCGUCCAAAGCCUCCUAUCUCCUUGAGACCCUCCUCCACCAGCACCCCAACAUGAAAGCGGUGGUGUGCAGCGAAGUGGAACGCCUCUUGUUCAGACCCAACAUCAACCCCAAGGCCCAGUACUACGCCAUAUGUUUCCUCAACCAAACGCUCCUCAGCCACGAGGAGGCCGAGCUGGCCAGCAAGCUCAUAGCCAUCUACUUCUCCUUCUUCCACGCGUGCGUCAAGAAGAAAGACGUGGAAUCGAAAAUGCUCAGCGCGCUCCUCACGGGAGUGAACAGAGCGUACCCCUACGCGGAGGUCGGCGAUGAAAAAGUGAGGGAGCAGCUGGACACUCUUUUUAAAGUGCUUCACAUGGUUAAAUUCAACACGGCCGUUCAAGCCCUCAUGCUUCUCUUUCAAGUCAUGAACUCUCAACAGACUGUCUCGGAUCGCUACUAUGUAGCUCUCUACAGGAAGUUGCUGGACCCGGGUUUGUUGACAUGCUCAAGACAAAGCAUGUUCCUCAACCUCUUGUAUAAGUCUUUGAAGGCGGACGUGGUCUUGCGUCGGGUCAAGGCUUUUGUGAAAAGGUUACUUCAGGUCAGCUGUGAGCAGAGUCCUACCUUUGCCUGUGGGGCACUUUUCCUGGUGUCAGAAGUUAUGAAGACCAAGCCAGGUCUAAAACUCCUCCUCCAGGAGGAAGGGGAUGCUGAAGAGGAGAUGUUCAAAGACCUCAAAGAGGAAGAUGAUGACGAAGAGGAGAGGUUUGUGGAUGCUGACAAAGUGGAGGAAGGAACGAGUGAGAGACCAGAGCUGCCAAAACCUGCUGCAUCGUGGGUACACCACCAAAACCUGGAAGGCGGGAAGAAGUCUGAGACGUAUGACCCCAUGCACAGAAACCCUUUGUACUGUGGGGCUGACCACACCACACUCUGGGAGCUACAGAAGCUCUGUUUACAUUUCCAUCCUUCCGUGGCAUUGUUUGCCAAGACAAUUUUACAGGGAGAAUUCAUUCAGUACACUGGGGAUCCACUGCAGGACUUCACUCUCAUGCGCUUCUUGGAUCGUUUUGUCUUCAGGAAUCCCAAGCAAAUGAAGGGCAAACAAAACACAGACAGCAGCGUUCUACAGCCCAAACAGAGGCGGUCUAUGAGUAACAUCCGUUCCCUGUCAGUUAACUGUCAGGAAUUUUUGUCUAAGGAUGAAAGCCAGAUUCCCGUGGAUGAGGUGUUCUUCUAUAGAUUCUUUAAGAAGCGCCAGGCAGACAAUCAGCUGAAAAGACCCCGAGGAGACGGCGAUGAUGAGAGCGUGGAGGAUGUUGAUGAUGAUGAAUUUGAGCGAGUCCUUGACUCGUAUGAAGGGGACAGCUUCUAUGUUGAUUUGAAGGAUGAAGACCUGGACUUCGCUGGUAACGUGAAAAACACAGCGAAGAAAGGUCAAAGGGCAGACGAGGACUCCGACCUCGACUCUGAUGAUGUCGAUAACCUGGACGAUGAAGAAGUGUCGCUGGGCAGCAUGGACGAGGAAGACUUUGGAGAUGAACUGGAGGAGGAAGGAGGCACGUUCGAAGAUCCAGUAGGAGAGGACGAUGAUGAAGACGAAGAAGAUUUUGAUGAUGAGAUGGAUGACACUGAAGAUGUCAGUUCGGGCUCCAUCAAGAAGAAAAGGAAGUCAUCAGAGCAGCUAGAUUUCUCUGGCUCCAUGGGUAACAAACCAGGGAAGAGGAAAAAGAAAGGAAAAAAGGUUGAUGAAACCAUGCUUGCGUCAGCUGAGGAGUUUGGAUGUUUGCUGGAUGAAAACGCAGGGUCUAAAUUUGACAACAUUGGAAUCAAUGCAUUGUCCAACAAAGACAAAGCGAGCGUCAAACAGCUCAAGUGGGAGGCUCAGCGAGAUGACUGGAUGCACGGAAGAGACGUGAAGACGCUGCGGAGAAAGAAGGCCAUGUUUAACAAAAGGAAACAGUUUGGAAAAGCCAGAGUUGGCAAAAAGACUGUUGGCAGGAAGAAAUAAAAACCAGAUCUGGGCUAUGGACUCUUAUCUGCUUUUUUUUUUUCACCAACCUUUUGU